This is a messenger RNA of Agelaius phoeniceus (red-winged blackbird), 3367 nucleotides long. NCBI's taxonomy places the organism in Eukaryota, Metazoa, Chordata, Aves, Passeriformes, Icteridae. The record is from RefSeq and is a predicted model, not a curated record.
GCCUGCAACCCUCGGAUGGGCAACCUGGCGCACGGGCGGGCGCUGCGCACCCAGACGUCCUGCGGCCGCCGCCACGCCGAGCCCUUCUGCAGCUACAGCGAGGACGCGGAGCGGCGCUGCCGCCGGCCCCGGUGCGGCCGCUGCAGUGGGGCCCAGGCCGGGCUGGCGCACCCGCCCGCCGCCAUGGCCGACUCGCCCUUUCGCCUGCCCCGCACCUGGUGGCAGGCGGCCCACGAUGCCCUCCGUGAGACCAUCCGCCUGGACCUGGAGACCGCCUUCUACUUCACUCACUUGAUAAUGGUCUUCAAGUCGCCCAGGCCGGCUGCCAUGGUGCUGGAGCGCUCCCAGGACUUCGGCGAGACGUGGAAGCCUUACAAAUACUUUGCUGCUAACUGCUCGGCCACCUUCGGGCUGGAGGAUGAUGUGAGGCAGAGAGGAGCCAUUUGCACUUCCAGAUAUUCGAGCCCCUUCCCCUGCACUGGAGGAGAGGUGAUCUUCCGAGCGCUGUCGCCGCCCUACGCCGCGGAGGACCCGUACAGCGCGGAGGCCCAGGCGCAGCUGAAGAUCACCAACCUGCGGGUGCGGCUGCUGCAGCGGCAGGGCUGUCCCUGCCUGGCGGCCAGCCCAGCCCUGCAGCCCCCGCCAGCCCUGCACUACGCCAUCUACGACUUCAUCGUCAAGGGCAGCUGCUUCUGCAAUGGCCACGCUGACCACUGCAUCCCUGUCGCUGGAUUCAGGCCCAGCAAGGCGGCUGGCGUUUUCCAUGUGGUCCAUGGGAAAUGCAUGUGCAAGCACAACACUGCAGGGUCCCACUGCCAGCACUGCGCCCCGCUGUACAACGACCAGCCUUGGCAGGCUGCUGAUGGCAAGACUGGAGCCCCCAGGGAGUGUCAGUCGUGCAAGUGCAAUGGGCACGCCGACACUUGUCAUUUUGACAUGGCUGCGUGGCUGGCAUCGGGCAAUCGCAGCGGCGGCAUCUGUGACAACUGCCAGCACAACACGGAAGGGCAGCACUGCCAGCGCUGCAAGCUGGGCUUCUACCGCGACCUCAGGAGGCCCUUCUCUGCCCCAGAUGCCUGCAAACCUUGCUCCUGCCACCCUGUGGGAUCGGCUGUGCUGCCCCUGGGCCCCGGCACCUUCUGUGACCCCAGCACCGGGGACUGUCCCUGCAAGCCCGGCGUGGCAGGGCCCCGCUGUGACCACUGCCUGCCCGGCUACUGGGGCUUCGGGCCCUACGGCUGCCGGCCCUGUGACUGCGCCCGCAGCUGCGACCCCCACACCGGCGACUGCCACAGCUCAGAAGUUUCCUGGCAUAAUGAAGCACCUCCUUUCCAGGCAGUGCUCAACGAGAGCGAGCCCACCUGGGGCUGGGAGGAUGAGCAGGGCUUCUCAGCACUCCGGCACUCUGGUAAAUGCGAAUGUAAAGAGCAAGUUUUAGGGAAUCCCAAGGUCUUCUGCGGGAUGAAGUACACCUAUGUGAUCAAGACAAAGAUCUUGUCAGCUCAUGACAAAGGCUCCCAUGCAGAAGUCAGUGUGAAGAUCAAGAAAGUCUUGAAGUCCACAAAGCUGAAGAUCCUCAGGGGCAAGAGGACACUCUACCCUGAAUCGUGGACUAACAGAGGCUGCACUUGUCCCAUCCUCAAUCCUGGCUUGGAGUAUCUUGUGGCAGGACACGAGGACGUCCGAACAGGCAGACUCAUUGUCAACAUGAAAAGUUUUGUGCAUCAGUGGAAGUCGGCUCUUGGAAGAAAGGUCUUGGAGAUUUUGAAAAGAGACUGCAACUAGAGGUGUGCAACUGCCUAGGGCAUUUCUUUAUGCACAAAAUGCAACAGCCUCCACAAAGAGAAGACCUCUAGCAUGAAAACUGGAAUGUAAGAAAAUAGUGCCAAAACAUGUAGUGAGGCAUUCAGAGUUGUAGGCGCUGUCUAAUUUAACCCUUUCUGGCCAAUGUUCUUUCACUUGCCUAUAGCUUCCUUGUCAGGGCCUCACCCUGAGCCCUGCUCAUUGUUAUGUUGAGGGAAAAAAAAAGGAAGGGUGGUGGAUGCUUGUCUCGCUCCAGUGUGCUGUUGGAGCAACUCUCAUGAAGCCACUGAUCACCCAAGACUAAACUGCCACCCUCAGAGAGCUACUGCUGAGAAGCAAACACUGCCAGUGCCACUAGUGUGCAUCCUGAGUGACUUGCAGGGGUUCCCAGGGGAUGCUGUGGGGAAGGCAAUGGGUAGGUGCUGCCACCCACGUGGCAAUGAGAACCACUCCUUAGAAACACCCCCUUUCAGGUUAGGACAUGGCACCCAUCAAAGAGAAUUGGGUGCCACUUGCUUUUAGCCUGUUUGCCCUGCUGAAGGUUUCAAGGGCUAGAUUCUCUGCUGAUGCUGCUGAGGAGAGAGCUGCUGGAGUGAAUUGAACCCCUCUGCCUUGGCACAGGCGUGAUGCAGGGCAGAGGCCAGCUCUCCACCCACUGCAUGGCUGCAGAGAAGAGCCAGCUGCAGAGGGUGCAGUGUCUCUGAGCUUUUGUCCUUGAAGUGUUAAAAAAUGAACCUAGCCCUAGUGUAAAUAUUUCAUUGUAUAAAGCACUUUACUACCUGCCACUUCACGGUGUGGGGAGUCUAAUUGUGUUGGGGAAAGAAGAAUUCGAAGGUGGCACAUGAGAAAAAACUCCCAGAAACAGAAGCACUCCUGAGGACCCCCACAGCUGGACAGCAUUAACAGUAUAAAGGGAAUGGCCAGCCUGCACUGGCCACUCAGAAUAUCUGAGAAUGCAAUCUGAAAGAUAAAGUAUUUGCACUGAAGUCCCAGCUUCAGACCAGCACUUGGACCCCGUGGGCAGGACUCCAGCAAGACUUUGCAAACAGAGUGGGGAGAAGAGACUUUGAGAUAAAAAUGCAAUUGCAGGAGGAGAAAAACUCUGACUGCAGCAAAAGGAGUGGAUGUAGAGAACAGAAAAGACUUGCAUUUACAUAUCACAACCCAGCAAUUCAUGGUGGGCCUGGAGUUUAUUUUAUUUUUAUGUUAGUAUUUAAAACUGAACAUUUUAUUUUUUUCUUCUGUUUGUUAUUGUUUGCAAUAUAUACAGCCAUUAUACUCCCUCAUUAACACCAGUAUGAAAUAUAGCACAGUUUACUGCAGUUUUCAGCACUAAAAUAUAUCCUUUCUGUAAAGCAUCCUUAAACCACAUUGCAUAGAGUGUAUUUUGUUCACGAGUGUGAGGGGAAAGAAGACAUACAGCACCAGAAAAGUCACUAGUCUACCAAUCCACUUUACGUAUGUAUUUUUCUUUCAAGGUCCUGUGGACUCACAAAAAAAAAGAUGCUAUUUUGGUAAUUUGUUUUUGUAUCUCAUGUAUGUAAUAAAUAUAAUAUGAUUUCAA